UACAACACUUGAUUAUGAUCAGUGUGGAGACGUCAAUUUGUGAGAACCGAGCGAGGUUGUUGAGCAGCAAAGAAGGCGACAGACCAUCAGAGCACAUCGAAUUUGGAAAUCUCGCGCUACCCAAGUCUAUGUAGAACGUACAGACACACACUGCAAACGCAAAAAUAAAAGUGCUUCUACCUAUAACCGAUCCAGAUCUCUCUGUGAGAACAGUGUGAGAGUGCAAGAAGAAGAGAAAGGGGGUUGUUGCAAGAUGCCGGGGAGCAUUGGGGGGUCGUACAGGUCGCUGGGCGGCUCCGGUGGGGACGUGUAUCGCGCCACGACGACGGUAGCAACUUCCUCAGCCAACGCCGCCUCUAAUUCCUCUUCGACAGUCCUCGACACCGUCAAGAAGGCCUUUAAUUUUGUCAGCACUUCUUCGUCUGCAUCCCAGAAGGACGAACGACUCAUUGACAGCAAGCAGCAGCAGCAUCUUCUGCAGAUCAGGACUGACAGUGCUAAUACUAACACUUGUAGAAAAAUGCCUACUUCAGGUGUUGCCGAAGAAGCCGCCCUUUUGGGCACGAUGCCUUCCGACAGCAUGGACGAUAUCGAGCUGAAGAACAUCCAGCUUCAAUUCCCAUCGGCCAGAUCUUUGUCUAGAGAUGAUUCGUCGGCCUGCGAGGAGAUCGUCUCGACGGAUCACGGUCCGAUCGUCGUCGCCAUCCAAGGAUCGCGCAACAAACCGGCGAUCCUCACCUACCACGAUCUCGGUCUCAACUACAUCUCGAGUUUCCAGGCUUUCUUCAACUACAUCGACAUGCGCGCCCUCUUGGAGAACUUUUGCGUGUACCAUGUGAAUGCGCCGGGUCAGGAGGAGGGUGCCCAGAGUUUUAACGAAGACUACGUUUAUCCGACGAUGGAUGAGCUCGCGACGCAGCUAGAAUGCGUCCUCGCCAAGUUCGGGUUGAAACAGUUCAUCGGGUUCGGUGUCGGGGCGGGCGCCAACAUCCUUGCCAGAUUUGCCCUCACCAAUCCUAAUAAGGUUUCGGCCCUUUGCUUGAUUAAUUGCGUGAGCACCCAGGCCGGAUGGAUCGAGUGGGGUUACCAGAAGUUGAACGCCCGUCACCUCCGAUCGAAGGGCAUGACCCAGGGCGUCCUCGACUACCUGAUGUGGCACCAUUUCGGCAGGAACACUGAAGAGAGGAACCACGACCUGGUGCAGGUGUACAAGAGCUACUUCGAGAGGAACGUGAACGCCACCAAUCUGGCCCUGUUCAUCGACUCGUACGUCCGUCGCACUGACCUCAACAUCCAGCGCGAGAUGGAUCUGACCAAGAAGAAGGAGGGUAUGACCCUCGGGAUGCCGGUCAUCAACAUCACCGGCUCCUACAGCCCCCACAUGGACGACACCGUCACCCUGAACGGUCGACUCGAUCCCACCAACUCCUCCUGGAUGAAGAUCUCCGAUUGCGGCAUGGUCCUCGAGGAGCAACCCGGCAAAGUGAGCGAGGCUUUCCGCCUCUUUCUGCAGGGUGAAGGCUACGCGAUCCAAGUUGGCCGAAGGCCGAGCAAAAUUUCGACGGCCCCCUCGUUCGAAGUAGCCCCGUUGUCGCCGACCAAAAUGGCCCAAUUCCGGAAAGCCUCGAUAGAGGAGCUGCUGAAGAGCAAAUUCUCGACCGGGCAGUGGCCGACAUCGGCCAUCCACAUCACCGAAAACCCCAUCUCGGCGGUCGUCUGCUAAACAACGAACCGAAACAACAACAACAACAAGACGUAACACACGUAACAACCAAAAAAAAACAAUACACAAUAACAAAACAAACGCCCCGCAGUCCGGAGCCAACUACCAUCCCCAUAAAAACAACAACAACAACAAAUAAUCACUAAGCGACAGAUCAAUUCCAUCUCACUUUGUUGGCAAAGACGGAAUCGAAAUGAUGCACGUUGUUUUGUUUCAUGUAUCCCCCAAAAAAAUAGCAAACAUUAAGUAGGUUAACGUAGAUUGAUGAAGAGAAGAUGUGGACUGCGGAGGAAUGGUAUUUCGGUUAAGAGCAAAAAAAAAAUACAAGGAAAUAGGUAAAGUUAAACAAGUUUUAAACAAAUAAUAUACAUUAUGAGCCGUACUACAGCUUGGUGAUGAGAGGUCGGGGGCUGUAUUGAAAUUUAAUAGGGCUUCUUUCUAAUGGAACGAACGUUUCCUUUUACACUAAUUUUCUUUAGUGUUUUUAAUUAAUUAAUUUCUUUCUUUCUUUUUUUUUUUGAAAAUUAUGUGAUGAAGCUUGCUGUCGAUUGAUUGAUUGCGCGCCGGCGGCAGCAAAUUGAGUAACGAAAUUGCUAGGUAGAAUAAUUAAAUUUUAACGAAGGAUUGGACGAGGGAGGAAAGUGCUUUAAAUCGCGGAUAAAUAAU
Molecule: messenger RNA, 2389 nt
Organism: Nicrophorus vespilloides
Lineage: Eukaryota; Metazoa; Arthropoda; Insecta; Coleoptera; Silphidae
Gene: MESK2
Product: protein NDRG3
Exons: 10
Coding region: 254-1723 (489 amino acids)
Biological process (GO): signal transduction
Cellular component (GO): cytoplasm
Source: RefSeq, a predicted model, not a curated record